AUGGGUUGGCUCUGGGCUUCGCCGUCUCCCCCCAAGUCUCCCGCGCCGGGACAAGCUUCCCAAGCUCCCGCGUCGACCCCGCCAUCAUCGAGUACAGCGUCGAAUGAUUCCGACAUUGACCCCGAGAUCCAGAAGUUCAUUGCCAUGUUCCAGUCAGAGGGCAAGCAGGAAGAGCCAGCAGCUCCCCAGCCGACACCAUCUUCAUCAACGGCGCCCUCCAAAUCGUCAUCAUCCACGUCCUCAUGGUUCUCACUCAAGUCCUCCCCCAACUCCCCCUCACAAACCAACAACCGCACGAUCACGCCACCCGCCGACCCCAAUUCUGUCUCCGAAACCCUCCUCCCAACAGAGAUGUCCUGCCGCCAGGCCUUCGACAUGGCCUUCCACUGCCAGUCCGUCGGCGGCCAGUGGAACCACAUCUACCGAUACGGCACGAUGCGAUCAUGCAGCGAACACUGGGAGGACUUUUGGUUCUGCAUGAGGAUCAAGAGUUACACAGGAACGAUGAAGGAGGAGGCAAUAAAGGCGCACUACCGCCAGAAGGAGCACGACAAGUAUGGUGAUGGCAAGCCGAACAGUGAGGAUAUUUGGCAGGCGAGGACAACCAAGGUCCCGCCGGGCACAGCCUUUACGGAGAAGUUUGAGGAGCCGACACUCGACGACGAGGAAUGGCAAAGUAUGGAGAUGGAUAGGCGACGUCAAAUCAGGACGGGUCUGGGCAUUGAAGGAGCAUCUGCAUGA
This is a messenger RNA of Colletotrichum chrysophilum, 741 nucleotides long. RefSeq lists its product as uncharacterized. Bases 1 to 741 code for a protein of 246 amino acids. Lineage: Eukaryota; Fungi; Ascomycota; Sordariomycetes; Glomerellales; Glomerellaceae. The record is from RefSeq and is a predicted model, not a curated record. The transcript has a single exon.